This is a messenger RNA of Entrophospora sp. SA101, 2853 nucleotides long. NCBI's taxonomy places the organism in Eukaryota, Fungi, Glomeromycota, Glomeromycetes, Entrophosporales, Entrophosporaceae. The record is from the annotation of a GenBank genome assembly.
AUGAGAGAUUUUAUUACGAAAAUCUCAGCAGAAACUGAACAAAUCUAUUAUGAAUUAUGUUAUCAAAAAGCUCCUAGACGCUUGGCUUGGUCACCUUUAAACAUAAUUGCGUGGUGUCAAACCUUUGAAAAUUCAUCAGAUACUUCUUCACAAGAAUUACCUAUUAUAGGGAUAUUUAAUCCAGCUCGUAUAUCUUCGUCUAAUAAUAAUAAUAGUGAUGGCAAUAGUAAAAUCACUGGACCGGCUUGGUCAUUUAUUCACCCAAAUAAUUUUUCUCCACUUACAAAUUCCGAGAAAAACCAUCGUUGUAGUGAAUUUAUAACUGAUAUAGUUUGGAAUAUGACUGGAUCAGCACUUGCGUCAAUAGAUCAAAGAGGUAAAAUUUUUAUAUGGACUAUGGUUAGUUAUAUAAAUCGUUGGACAUGUUUUCGCGAUUUUGAUUUGGGAGAAAAUAUAAUUGAAUUUUCAUGGCUUGAUCAUUUAAGACCUUUUUCAAAAUCUACACAAAAUGGUUCCACUGGUCAAACAUUAUAUAAAAGAAAUAAACAUUUUGGUUAUAACAAUAAUUUUGGCGAGUAUUCUUUCAUAACAGUUACUGCAGAUGGCAAGGUAUUUGUUUAUCAUCAGCCAGCAAAAAAAAGCUUUUCAACUUUCACAGCUCGAUUACCGUAUCCUUCUUGUCGUAUAUCACAUGCUAACAUAAUCCUUAAUGAUGAUAUUUUACCAAAAGUUGCAUUGAUAUAUGAUAUUUCAAUUGAUUUGCUCAAGUCACAAGUUUGUUGUCAUUUAAUCGGCAAUGUACAGCUUACUGCACCCAUAGAUGAAAUAUUUAGUCCGCAUGCACAACUUAUUCAUUUAAAGUUGUUACCAAGAACCUCAACUCAUCCAAUUAGACUUUUAAUAAUAACAGCUGAUAAAACUGUAGAGAAUAAUGUAGAGAGUUUUGAUAGUGAUAUUACAAUGUGGGAACUUAUAACUAAUAAAGAAUCACAACAAAAAUUAGACGGGGGAGAUAUUGGAAGUGAAAAUUUUACUACAGAACAAGGUGAUAAUAGCACAUUAUCAACUGAUAGAUUUACAAUGACGCUAAAAUUUGUAAUAAUUAAACAUAUACCGAAGCAACUGAUUACUGGUAUUUGGCAACAUGGAAAUGAAUUAGCUAUUGGCUCUAAUGAUGGAAAAGUUCAGUUUUGUGAUUGUAGUAACAUGUUAAAAACAUUGCCACAAUCAGGACCACUUGAGACCACAUCCUUUAAAGAAGAUUUAUUUCCUACAUUUAGUAGUUGGGUGCCUUCAAAUUAUACACAGGAAGAUUCUGCUAUUUUAGAAUUUUCAUCUUCGCCCAAUGGGACGAUGCUUCUAUGUAGAAGAUUAACAGGAAAACUGAAUUUCCUUGAUAUGGCACAGAUAGGUUUAACCAGAUCUCAAUUCGAUAAUAACUUCUUGGAUUUUCCGAUGGUUGUAAAAUCUUGUGCAGAUGUUUUAACAUUAUCUAUAUUAAAUGGAAUUGACCAUGUUGAUUUAGAAAAUGUAAUAAAAAAACAUGAAGAAAUGUUGGGAAUUGAUGAGAUUAUAUUGGAAGAAACUUUUACCAACCUUGCAACUGUUUUUCCAAAUAUAACAGAAUAUUCUAUGGGAUCAGAUUAUCUACUUACACUCUUUGGAAUACAAUUAUCGUUAUUGAAAUCAUGCGGUCGUGAUAACACUGUAUAUUUGAAUACAUUAUAUUUUAUUCAACUGUCUGCAUUGGAAAAAAUAUUUCUUGAUUAUAAAGUCUCUGAUGGAAAGUUUUCAAUAGAAUUAUUAAGAUCUAUGACAUAUAUAACAAUUUGGAUUUUGGAUUUUGCUGUGUUUUUAAUAAAAGAUAUUCAUUUAUUAUUUUUCACAAUAAAAAAAGGUCAUGAUUUAGGUUCAGAAAAGUCACAUAUUGUGUUAUUUUAUAAUCCAAUAACUAGAAAUGCAUUAAAGAAUCUAAUAAUAUUAGUUGGUCAAUUCAAAGAAACUCUUUACAAUCUUUCAAAACAAAAUUCCAGUGAUUCAGCAAUUUAUGAAUUAAACAAAUCUUUACAAUUUUCAUUUGAUAAAUGGCCACUAGAUUUAGCAUUUUUAAAAUCUUUUAUUGACGAAUCUUUUGAAAUUAUUGAAAAGGCGAUGAAAGGUGUUCCUGAUAAACAAAAAAUUGAAUAUAAGGUGAUCAUAAGAUCGAAGUUAUCAAUGUUUCCUUCAUUACAUGGAACUCUAAAAGAUAUAGAACAAAGUUAUAAAACCAACUUUAGUGAAAUUAAUAAGGUUAAAUUAUAUUAUUAUGAUACGGAAUGGAUCAAAUCUGAUUCUGUGGACAUUCUUUUGAAGUCUCGUACAAUCAAAGAAAAAGCAUGUACAAGAUGUGGAAAUUUUUCAGCAACAACAAGUUUGAAUAAUAUGAUCUGGACAAAAGGUUAUUCAAGAUCAUCAAAUAUCGACAAUAAUCCAGCCACUUCAUCUGAUAUGAUCGAUAGCGAUAACAAUAAAAGAAAUGGCUCAAAUAUUGGUCUAAUAAUAGGAAUAACUAUUGCAAUAAUUAUAAUUGGCAUUUGUGCAUUUGCUGGAUUUUUGUGGCGUCGUAGAAGAUUAAGACGUUUCUCAAGAGUUACACCUAUGGAAAGUUGGAAAAUACUUAAUGAUCCGUCCACAGAUUUUAGAAGAUCAUCAAGGAUGCCAAUGACGACAAAUUAUUCGCCUUCACAGCCAUCAAAAACUUUUCGAUCAAAUCAAGAAUUUCCAAGAGCGAAAAGAUUAGUAUAUGAUAGAGAAACUACAUUACCGAAAAUUCGACGAUCUAAUGAUACAUGGGAACAAUAUUUAAGUAUGUGA